UGCCCACGUGCCCACGUGCCCACGUCUGCCCUUGUGGUGCCCAUUCCACGGCAGUUGUCCUAUGGAUGGACUCACCCCUGCCAUUGGAUUGUGGAAUCUCCUCUACUGGCUGGGGGAUGCAUUGGUUUUAUUUUGCAUUGAGCCGUGAGUUGCGUUCUGUCUCACCACUGGUUUUUAACAGGAAUGCCACAAACGCAACUCAAAACAUCUAUGGCGGCCCUUUUUGCCGGCUUCAAGAUGAUGAAAAAAGUGUAGGCUUUACCCCCUUCUGGCAGGACUACAGGAGGAGGUGUUAAGGUGUUCAAACACCAAAUAGACACCCAUUACAAGGUAUUAAGUCUGUUUCAAGGACAGCGCAUACAUUGCUGAAACGUAAGUGUUUGCAUGUUUCACCACAAGUAUGUGUGGUUAAUGCCGACUUGACGCCUGGUAAUAAUAGGUGUCUGUUUGGUGUUUGAACAUCUUAAUACCUCCUGUAUUGUUGCCAGAGUAAACUUCUAAUAUGUUCGCCACGCUCGUAAGAGUGUGGCCUUCAUAUUGGCGGCCGAGACGUUUGUUGAAAUUGUACAUUGACGUGGCAGGGGUCGAGUCUGCGCUGACCCAACUCCGGAACCCCUCGAUGAAUGUGGCGGCGGCCUUUCCAGUUUCCGCUCGAUUUUUUGUGAUCUGGACAAUGCCACGUGGCAUUACAUUGAACGUGUGUGAAAAAGAGCCUUGUAGCUCAUCCGGAUUCCUCCAGAAGGAGAAAAAAUAUUCCGAUUAUGAUAUUGGGCGGCCAGUGCCUUGCAGUGAGUGGGUCCUGGGUCCGAAUCCUGAAUGCGGUGCCUGUCUGUCUGAAGUUUGAUGUUCCCCGCCCGCUGUUCUUCAUGGGUUUCCUCCUUGUUCUCCCUCGCACAGUUUAUAAACACGCUGCAUGACUGGUAUUGGCUGAAUAUCCCAAAUGCAAAAAAUAAAUAGGCCUCUAAAUUACUCAUUUGGGAUUACACAGCAGCAGCAAGUUGAGUUUCGUCUCACGAUACGGACGGCACAAGAUGUUGCGCCUCUUUGAAGUGCAAACGUGACGCUCCGCAAGGCGGUGGGGUGAGGCGGUUGUGAAGGGUCAGGUGGGGGAAAUGUCUGCCGUUGUUCCUACGGUCGUAUAUCUCUGCAGGAGUUGUCAUGCGGGGGACGGUGGGGGUGUGUUGGCGCGCGUACGAGUUGGCACGUGCAUUGGCACGUGCGUACGCAUGCUCUCGUGGGUGAGCGCAGCCUGGCCUAUCCUCAGACUCUUGUCCAAGCGCCCGUCGGAGAACAGCCCCGUUCAGGCUCUUGUUGUCAGAAUAGCAAUGUUUAUUUGUACUGGGGGAAUCCAGUGAGCUGUAAAGCUCUUUUUCGCAGAUGUUCAGUAGUGGCGGGUCAGAAUAUUACAACAUAAAACCAAACAAGGACAUGAUAGGAGUGCAUAGUAUAGGAAAGGUAAGAAAAUCACUGAAAAAAAUGUUUUUAGCAUUGUUUGUGUUGGGAAAAUGAGACUGGGGCUGUGCUGGAGAGAGAGUACAUUGGGAGAUGGUCAUAUCACGACGACAUUGGGAGAUGGUCCUAUCACGAUGACAUUGGGAGAUGGUUCUAUCACGACCACAUUGGGAGAUGGUUCUAUCACGACCACAUUGGGAGAUGGUUCUAUCACGACGACAUUAAUAGAUGGUUCUAUCACGACGCCAUUGGGAGAUGGUCCUAUCACGACGACAUUGGGAGAUGGUUCUAUCACGACGACAUUGGGAGAUGGUUCUAUCACGACGACAUUGGGAGAUGGUCCUAUCACGACAACAUUGGUAGAUGGUCCUAUCACGACAUUGGGAGAUGGUUCUAUCACGACGACAUUGGGAGAUGGUUCUAUCACAACGACAUUGGGAGAUGGUCCUAUCACGACAACAUUGGGAGAUGGUCCUAUCACGAUGACAUUGGGAGAUGGUUCUAUCACGACGACAUUGGGAGAUGGUUCUAUCACGACGACAUUGGGAGAUGGUCCUAUCACGACGACAUUGGGAGAUGGUUCUAUCACGACGACAUUAAUAGAUGGUUCUAUCACGACGACAUUGGGAGAUGGUUCUAUCACGACAUUGGGAGAUGGUUCUAUCACGACGACAUUGGGAGAUGGUUCUAUCACGACAACAUUAGGAGAUGGUUCUAUCAUGACGACAUUGGGAGAUGGUUCUAUCACGACGAAAUUGGGAGAUGGUCCUAUCACGACAACAUUGGGAGAUGGUCCUAUCACGAUGACAUUGGGAGAUGGUUCUAUCACGACAUUGGGAGAUGGUUCUAUCACGACGACAUUGGGAGAUGGUUCUAUCACGACAACAUUAGGAGAUGGUUCUAUCAUGACGACAUUGGGAGAUGGUUCUAUCACGACGACAUUGGGAGAUGGUCCUAUCACGACGACAUUGGGAGAUGGUUCUAUCACGACAUUGGGAGAUGGUUCUAUCACGACGACAUUGGGAGAUGGUUCUAUCACGACGACAUUGGGAGAUGGUCCUAUCAUGAGAACAGAGGUGUCAGAGGAGAGCUGGGUACCGUGACUGCAGCGAAAGAGAGAGAGCAUCAUCGCAUCCACGUCCUGCUGGCUCUAGACCCGUGUGGUUACCACCACCCCUUUCCUCACCCCUCCCCGCCGCCGCCACCUUCUGUUGCCGCGUUCAUUCAAAAUGUACGCUUCAUUGAAAGGCGGGGGGCGCGGGGGGCCCGGGCUCAUGGUUAUUGGUGGAUGUUGUGGGCAGGAGGAGAGCUUUGCGGGGACAACGAUGACUGCCGGUCAUGGUCGCGGGAAGAAGUA
This is a messenger RNA of Petromyzon marinus (sea lamprey), 2809 nucleotides long. NCBI's taxonomy places the organism in Eukaryota, Metazoa, Chordata, Hyperoartia, Petromyzontiformes, Petromyzontidae. The record is from RefSeq and is a predicted model, not a curated record.